GCUCUUCAAGACUCAUAUAAAAACAAGAAGAAGACGCUCAAACAGAUCAUGGGGCGCUCAGAACCAACGGAGGCCCCUUUUGAUGAGGACCACGAGUCCCAGGCCUCUCUUUCAGAGGUUUCUGACCAAGAAACCGCUGAUCUUCAAGCGCGGGCUCCCAAACGAAGACGGCUCUCUGAAUCGUCCGAUGAUUCGUACGUCGCGUCAGCACCGCUACCUACGCUCUCUCGAAUCAAGAAGAAAGACGCUUCGAAGCCCGAAAAGAGUACAGAGCCCGAAGAAGAUCCGGUCACGAUCAAAGAUGCGCUGGAGAUCGGGCUGAAUAGUGCCGAAUCGACCUUUUCGACGUUGAACGUCGCGCCUUGGCUGGUGGGCUCAUUGACGACGAUGGCGAUCCGGCGGCCGACGGCUAUCCAGAAGGCAUGUAUACCGGAGAUUCUCAAGGGGAGAGAUUGUAUCGGUGGGAGUCGGACAGGUUCUGGUAAGACGGUGGCUUUCGCGGUACCGAUACUGCAGAAAUGGGCGGAGGAUCCAGUAGGCAUUUUCGCUAUCGUUCUGACGCCAACAAGAGAGCUUGCGCUACAGAUAUUCGAACAAUUUAAGGCCAUCUCCGCCCCCCAGAGCAUGAAGCCGAUUCUAAUCACCGGCGGAACCGACAUGCGACCCCAAGCCAUUGCACUUUCGCAACGACCUCAUGUCGUCAUUGCGACUCCAGGACGGCUAGCCGAUCAUAUUCAAACCUCUGGCGAGGAUACAGUCUGUGGGCUGAAACGGGUGCGUAUGGUGGUGUUCGAUGAAGCAGACCGGCUUCUCGCCAGCGGGCCGGGCAGCAUGCUUCCAGACGUGGAAACCUGCAUGUCUGCCCUCCCGCCGUCGAGCGAGCGGCAAACCCUUCUCUUCACGGCGACCAUCACACCGGAAGUGCGCGCGCUGAAAACCAUGCCGCGGCCCGCUGGCAAGCCGCCCGUCUUCGUGACGGAGAUUGCGACACAAAAUCAGGGCAACAUCCCCCCGACCCUCAAGCAGACAUACCUCCAGGUGCCGUUGACGCACCGCGAGGCCUUCCUGCACGUUCUCCUGUCGACCGAGGGCAACGCAACGAAACCUGCCAUCAUCUUCUGCAACCACACCAAGACAGCGGACCUGCUGGAACGCAUGCUCCGCCGGCUGGGCCACCGCACGACCUCGCUGCACAGUCUGCUGCCCCAAUCCGAGCGGACGGCGAACCUGGCGCGCUUCCGCGCCGCCGCCGCCCGGUUACUAGUCGCCACGGAUGUCGCGUCUCGUGGUCUCGACAUCCCCGCCGUCAGCCUCGUGGUCAACUUCGACGUACCCCGCAACCCGGACGACUACGUCCACCGCGUCGGCCGAACGGCGCGUGCAGGCCGAUCCGGUGAGGCCGUCACGCUGGUCGGCCAGCGGGAUGUGCAGCUGGUGCUCGCGAUCGAGGAGCGGGUCGGUCGGCAGAUGGUCGAGUGGGCCGAGGACGGGGUCAGUAUCGAGGGCCGGGUCGUGCGCACGGGUGUGCUCAAGGAGGUCGGCGAGGCCAAGCGAGAGGCGGCGGGCGAGAUCGAAGAGGGGAGAGACGUCCUGGGUCGGAAGAGAAACAAGCUGAAGAAGGUGCGGUGA
Molecule: messenger RNA, 1629 nt
Organism: Penicilliopsis zonata CBS 506.65
Lineage: Eukaryota; Fungi; Ascomycota; Eurotiomycetes; Eurotiales; Aspergillaceae
Exons: 2
Coding region: 49-1629 (526 amino acids)
Molecular function (GO): ATP binding; RNA helicase activity; nucleic acid binding
Source: RefSeq, a predicted model, not a curated record